AUGUCGCCAAUUCAACAGACGAAUCAGCAGUUACUUUUGCCGCAAGCUUAUUUGACGAAUUUCCAUAACAGAAUAAGAAAUGAAGAUGACGAUAUACCUCUUGUUAUAAUGGCGCAACCUGCCAGAGGUCAUAAGAGAGCUAAAGUGGUGAAUUAUGCCGAAUUUGAUAACGAUCUCCUGGAUGAUUUGAUGCGGAACAAUGAUGGCGAAGACAAUGAAAGUAAUUCGGAGAAUGAUAGUGAGGAUGAUAGCAUGGGCGUGGAUGAUAAUGAAAGGUCUGAAACGAAUGAAAAUGACACUAAUAAUAAUAAUGAAAAGGACAAGUUCAAAUUAAAGGAUAGAAAUUUAUUACCAGACAUUUACGAACAGGAUGAUCAAUUGAAUAUCUUGAAAUAUCCAAAGAUCAGAGAAACGUUUCUGCAGAGUAAGAUUGCCAUGCCAUACAGAUUAAAUAUCGAACCCUCCGCAGAAAACCAACAACCAAUCGUGAUACCAAUACACCUAAAUCUGGAAUUCAGUGGGAACAUUAUCGAUGAUUACAUUACUUGGGAUAUCAAUGACAAUACUAUAACACCAGAUGAAUUUGCCACGAUAUAUUGUAGAGAUCUCAACAUACCAAUCUCAAACAGUGAUGAUUCCUUCCAUCAUCAAAUUAUUAACACCAUAAAUGAAUCUAUUACAAGCUAUGAGAAAUUUGCCGCGGUAAAAUUACCAGAUUUACAUAUAAUCAUCAAUUUGACCUGUAAUUUAAAUGAUAAAUUCUAUGAGGACAAUUUUCAAUGGAACUUGAGUGACGAUUCAUUCACACCCGAAAUAUUUGCAGAAAUAAUUGUAUGCGAUUUAGGAUUAACAAGGGAUUUCUUACCAAUAUUGAAUUAUUCUCUAUACGAUUCUUUGAUAAAGAUCAAAAAGGAUUGGAUUGAAGGUAAUCUAGUCGGUAGUAGCUUGGACGUCAAUUUCUUGAAUAAUGACGCAGCAUUUGGCUAUUUAUCCGGAAUAAGACUAGACAUAGACGAGCUGGGUAUCAGCUGGUGUCCUAAAGUAGAAAGUUUGACGCAACAAGAGAUUCAAAAGCGUGAAAUUGAAAAGGAGAGAAACUUAAGGAGAUUGAAGAGAGAAUCCGAUAGGUUACAUAGACGUGGGUUCGGCAGCGGCAGGAAACGUUUCAUUGACGAUUUAGAGACUACAAUGAGAAUAUGA
Messenger RNA from Kazachstania africana CBS 2517, 1200 nucleotides. RefSeq names its product Sfh1p (gene SFH1). Gene Ontology annotation, cellular component: nuclear chromosome. The transcript has a single exon. Gene Ontology annotation, biological process: chromatin remodeling. The record is from RefSeq and is a predicted model, not a curated record. NCBI's taxonomy places the organism in Eukaryota, Fungi, Ascomycota, Saccharomycetes, Saccharomycetales, Saccharomycetaceae. The coding region runs from base 1 to 1200 and encodes 399 amino acids.